AUGGCCAUGUUGAAUACUUGCCUCUUCUUCUUCCUUGCUAUCUUGGCCAUGACCCAUAUCUCAUCAGCAUCAUUGAAAGUGAACCACUACCAAUAUACAUGCCCGUCAGCGGAGGCGAUCGUCCGACAAACAGUAAGCAAAGCCAUUAUGCAGAACCCGGGACUUGGCGCCGGCCUAAUUAGGAUGCAUUUCCAUGAUUGCUUUGUUAGGGGCUGUGAUGGUUCGGUCCUACUCGAUUCGACGCCUGGAAACCCUUCUGAGAAACAGCAUCCGGCCAACAAUCCAAGCCUACGUGGAUUCGAAGUGAUCGAUGAAGCAAAGGCUAGGAUUGAGGCUCAAUGCCCACAUACUGUCUCCUGCUCCGACAUCAUUGCCUUUGCGGCUCGUGAUAGUGCCUACAAGCUUGGUGGCAUUGACUAUGCCGUGCCAGCAGGCCGCCGCGAUGGAAGAGUCUCUAUUGAAGCUGAAGUCGGUCAAAAUGUUCCCCCACCUUCCUUCAAUGCCCAGCAACUCAAGGAGAAUUUUGAGAGAAAAGGGUUGUCUCUGGAUGAAAUGGUGACACUCUCUGGGGCCCACUCCAUCGGUGUUUCUCAUUGUUCUUCCUUCGUGAAUCGCCUCUACUCCUUCAAUGCAACACACCCACAAGAUCCUUCAAUGGACCGCAAGUUCGCAGCCUACUUAAAAACCAGGUGUCCCCCUUCAACUACUAGAAACGGUCAAGAUCCUACUGUGCAGCUUGACAUGGCAACACCGAAUCGCCUGGAUAACAAGUACUACCAGAAUUUGAAGCACCAUAGAGGAGUAUUGGAGUCAGAUCAAACACUACUUACUAGCCCCUCAACAUCGAGAAUGGUGAGGAACAAUUUGAAGCAUCAGUCAGCAUGGGCUACAAAAUUUGCAGCGGCCAUGGUGCACAUGGGGUCCAUCGACGUGCUGACCGGCUACCAAGGAGAGAUCAGGAUGAACUGUAGGGCUGUGAACUUUUGAGUCAUUCCAAAGAUUGGAAUUGCUGAAUUUGAAUUGAAAUAUUGUUUACUAUUCUUUCAUUCUUUUGAAUAUAUCUUUGAUUUGUUAAAAGAGAAUCCAAGUGUAAAUUAGUUGGUAAGAUCCACAUGGAGCAUUUGUUUUUCAUGUAAUCCAAGUUGUGUCUUGUUUCUUGUUUUUCUAUGGAAUUGAAU
Magnolia sinica is the source of this 1178-nucleotide messenger RNA. RefSeq names its product peroxidase 5-like. The transcript has 2 exons. Gene Ontology annotation, molecular function: heme binding; peroxidase activity. Gene Ontology annotation, biological process: hydrogen peroxide catabolic process; response to oxidative stress. Gene Ontology annotation, cellular component: plant-type cell wall; plasmodesma. Lineage: Eukaryota; Viridiplantae; Streptophyta; Magnoliopsida; Magnoliales; Magnoliaceae. The record is from RefSeq and is a predicted model, not a curated record. Bases 1 to 987 code for a protein of 328 amino acids.